CUUGGCUAAGCGGACUGUCCUCCCUGGCCUGGCGAACAGGCGGGCGUGGGGGGCGCGGCCGGGAGGCCAGCGAGGGCUACGCUAGGUGCGACCCCCCUCUGGGCUGUCCCCAUGCUGGGGGCGCCUGGGCAGCCCCGCCGAGUGCAGCUCUCAUCAAACUUUAUUUUGAAAGCUCUUCUCCGUUGGGGAGGCCCCACCGACCUUCAGUGAGGGGUGUGUGGGAAUUUGGUUGAAACUCUUCCAGGCCCGUGGGGGUGGGACAGAGGACGACUUUUUUAUGUCAUCUUGACCACCUUCUUCAAUUCAUGGUCGACGUGCCCUUAAUAACCCAUUGGGACCUCAGCCUCCUCCCUCAGGCAGGGAGUGGGUGCUAUUGUGUCCUGCCAAGGGGUUCUGAACAGAACUUCAUUGAACAAGCCCCUUUGCUUCCCCCAUUUUCUCUUUUCCUAGCAGCAGGAAGAGGUUAACACGUGAAAGUUGUCCCUGAGCCCUGAGUGAUGUGCUUCCCCUUUCUGUCUCUUUCAGGCAGCGUUGCCUUCAUCAUCCUGACUUGGGAGAAGAAAUAUCAGGAGAAACCCCUCACCCUGCUCUGUCCCCAUCACACACCUGCUCACCUCAUGCCUGGGUCCAGGGUGGGUGAGGGUGAAGAGCCCACCCAGUCAAGAUGAUCCUUUCUCUGGGUUCUGCUGCUGCUGUCGUCCCCCAGACCCUGGGCCCCAGCAAGUGGGAGUGUGGCCCCCAACUGAGCCCUAUCAGACUGCUGCAGAGGAGGUGAAGAGGUGCCCACCCCAGAGACUGGAGCUACUUGCCUUCACCUUGUAGACUCUUGACUGUUUUAGGAAAGAAGGACCUGUCCGGUGGCCUUUGUAGCAGGCAGGAAGCUAGACUGUGGCUCAGCCCUGGCACCUAUGCCCCCACUUCUGGUAGCGUCAUGAGUCAGUUUCAGGUGCCCCUGGCAGUCCAGCCGGACCUGCCAGGCCUUUAUGACUUCCCUCAGGGCCAAGUAAUGGUAGGGGGCUUCCAGGAGUCCGGGCUCCCGAUGCCUGGGAGUGAACCUCAAUUCCGAGGGGGUGGAGAUGGGCGAAAGAAACGAAAACGGUGUGGUACUUGUGAGCCCUGCCGGCGGCUGGAGAACUGUGGGGCAUGCACCAGUUGUACCAACCGCCGCACACAUCAAAUCUGCAAACUGCGCAAGUGUGAGGUGCUGAAGAAGAAAGUGGGGCUUCUCAAGGAGGUGGAAAUAAAGGCUUGUGAAGGAGCCCCGCCGUGGGGACAAGGGGCUGCUGUCAAGACAGGCUCAGAGCUCAGCCCAGUUGAUGGACCUGUUCCAGGUCAGAUGGACUCAGGGCCAGUGUACCAUGGGGACUCAAGGCAGCUAAGCACCUCAGGGGCGCCGGUCAAUGGUGCUAGAGAACCCGCUGGACCCAGCCUGCUGGGGGCUGGGGGUCCUUGGCGAGUAGACCAGAAGCCCGACUGGGACGCUGCCCCAGGCCCAGCUCACAGUGCUCGCCUGGAAGAUGCCCACGAUCUGGUGGCCUUUUCGGCCGUGGCCGAAGCUGUGUCCUCUUACGGGGCCCUUAGCACCCGGCUCUAUGAAACCUUCAACCGUGAGAUGAAUCGCGAGGCUGGGAACAACAGCAGGGGACCCCCAUCAGGGCCUGAGAGCUGCUCUGCUGACAGCGAAGACCUUGACACGCUGCAGACGGCCCUGGCCCUCGCUCGGCAUGGCAUGAAACCACCCAACUGCAACUGCGAUGGCCCGGAAUGCCCUGACUACCUCGAGUGGCUGGAGGGGAAGAUCAAGUCUGUGGUCGUGGAGGGAGGGGAGCAACGGCCCAGGCUCCCAGGGACUCUGCCUCCUAGUGAGGCUGGCCUCCCAACACCAAGCACCAGGCCGCUCCUCAGCUCUGAAGUCCCCCAGAUACCUCCCCCUCCCCCUCCCCCACCCCCUCCCCCUCCCCCAGAUGGCCUGCCUCUGUCCCAGAAUGCCCUGAGUAUCGCCAAGGAAAAAAACAUCAGCCUGCAGACCGCCAUCGCCAUCGAAGCCCUCACACAGCUCUCCUCUGCCCUGCCCCAGCCUUCUCACUCCACCUCCCAGGCUUCUUGCCCCCUUCCUGAGGCCUUGUCCCCUCCUGCCCCUUUCAGAUCUCCCCAGUCCUACCUCCGGGCCCCCUCAUGGCCUGUGGUCCCCCCUGAAGAGCCCCCAUCGUUUGUUCCUGAUAGCCCUGCCUUCCCCCCAGCCACGCCUAGAACAGAGUUUCCUGAAGCCUGGGGCACUGACACCCCACCAGCAACUCCCCGGAGCUCUUGGCCCGUGCCCCGCCCAAGCCCAGACCCCAUGGCCGAACUGGAGCAGUUGUUAGGCAAUGCCAGUGAUUACAUCCAGUCAGUAUUCAAGCGGCCCGAGUCCCUGCCCAGCAAGCCCAAAGUCAAGGUUGAGGCACCUUCUUCCUCCCCAGCCCCAUCCCCCAUCCUCCAGAGGGAGGCUUCCACACCAUCCUUGGAGCCCAGCACCCACCAGAAGGCCCAGGCCGCCCUGCAGCAGCACCUCCACCACAAGCGCAGUCUCUUCCUGGACCAGGCCCACGAUGCCUCCUUCCCUGGUCCCACGGAGCCUCCUGCUCCCGGCUGGUGGGCACCAUCAAGCUCACCUGUCCCUCGGCCUCCGGACAGACCGCCCAAGGAGAAGAAGAAGAAGCCCCUGACACCAGCUGGAGGUCUCCUGGCAGCAGAGAAAGCCACUCCUGGGAUCAAGCCCACUGUCCGGAAGCCCAUUCAGAUCAAGAAGUCCAGGCCACGGGAAGCACAGCCUCUCUUCCCACCUCUCCGGCAAAUCGUCCUAGAAGGGCUGAGGCCCCCAGCCACCGAGGAUGCGCAGGCACAUCCACCUGCCCCUGUCCCUGCCUCACAGGGCUCUGCUGUCCCCCUGCCCCCAGAACCUUCUCUUGCGCUAUUUGCACCUAGUCCCUCCGGGGACAGCCUGCUGCCCCCUACUCAGGAAAUGAGGUCCCCCAGCCCCAUGGCAACCCUGCAGCCAGGCUCUGCUGGCCCUCUUCCCCCUGCCGAUGACAAGCUGGAAGAGCUCAUCCGGCAAUUUGAAGCCGAAUUUGGGGAUAGCUUUGGGCUUCCUGGCCCCCCGUCUGUGCCCAUUCAGGACCCUGAGAGCCAGCCAACGUGUCUCCCAGCCCCCGAGAGCCCUUUCGCUACCCGCUCCCCCAAGCAGAUCAAGAUCGAGUCUUCAGGAGCCGUGACUGUGCUCUCAACCACUUGCUUCCAUUCAGAGGAGGGAGGCCAGGAGGCCACGCCCACCAAGGCUGAGAACCCACUCACACCCACCCUCAGUGGUUUUCUGGAGUCACCUCUUAAGUACCUGGACACACCCACCAAGAGUCUGCUGGACACACCCGCCAAGAGAGCCCAGGCCGAGUUCCCCACCUGCGAUUGCGUCGAACAAAUAGUGGAGAAAGAUGAAGGUCCGUAUUACACCCACCUGGGAUCUGGCCCCACGGUAGCCUCUAUCCGGGAACUCAUGGAGGAGCGGUAUGGAGAGAAGGGGAAAGCCAUCCGGAUCGAGAAGGUCAUCUACACCGGGAAGGAGGGGAAGAGCUCACGCGGCUGCCCCAUCGCCAAGUGGGUGAUCCGCAGGCACACACUGGAGGAGAAGCUGCUCUGCCUGGUGCGGCACCGGGCAGGCCACCAUUGCCAGAACGCCGUGAUUGUCAUCCUCAUCCUGGCCUGGGAGGGCAUCCCCCGCAGCCUCGGAGACACCCUGUACCAGGAGCUCACCGACACCCUCCGGAAGUACGGGAACCCUACCAGCCGGAGAUGUGGCCUCAAUGACGACCGGACCUGUGCUUGCCAAGGCAAAGACCCCAACACCUGUGGUGCCUCCUUCUCCUUUGGCUGUUCCUGGAGCAUGUACUUCAACGGCUGCAAAUACGCUCGGAGCAAGACACCUCGCAAGUUCCGCCUCGCAGGGGACAACCCUAAAGAGGAAGAAGUGCUCCGGAAGAGUUUCCAGGACCUGGCCACCGAAGUCGCUCCCUUGUACAAGCGGCUGGCCCCGCAGGCCUACCAGAACCAGGUGACCAAUGAGGAAAUAGCGAUCGACUGCCGUCUGGGGCUAAAGGAAGGGAGGCCCUUCUCGGGGGUCACAGCCUGCAUGGACUUCUGUGCCCACGCCCACAAGGACCAGCAUAACCUCUACAAUGGCUGCACAGUGGUCUGCACCCUGACCAAGGAAGACAAUCGCUGCGUGGGCAAGAUCCCUGAGGACGAGCAGUUGCACGUGCUGCCCCUGUACAAGAUGGCCACCACGGAUGAGUUUGGCAGUGAGGAGAACCAGAACGCCAAGGUGGGCAGCGGGGCCAUCCAGGUGCUCACUGCCUUCCCCCGCGAGGUCCGGCGCCUGCCGGAACCCGCCAAGUCCUGCCGCCAGCGGCAGCUGGAAGCCAGGAGGGCAGCGGCUGAGAAGAAGAAGAUUCAAAAGGAGAAGCUAAGCACCCCAGAGAAGAUCAAGCAGGAGGCCCUGGAGCUCGCUGGCAUCUCCACUGACUCAGGCCUGUCUCUGAAGGGUGGAUUGUCCCAGCAGAGCCUGAAGCCCUCUCUCAAGGUGGAGCCACAGAACCACUUCAGCUCCUUCAAGUACAGCAGCAACACGGUGGUGGAGAGCUACUCGGUGCUGGGCAGCUGCCGGCCUUCCGACCCGUACAGCAUGAACAGCGUGUACUCCUACCACUCCUACUAUGCACAGCCCAGCCUGGCCUCCGUCAAUGGCUUCCACUCCAAGUACGCUCUUCCGUCAUUCAGCUACUACAGCUUUCCAUCCAGCAACCCCGUCUUCCCCUCUCAGUUCCUGGGGCCUGGCACCUGGGGGCACAGUGGCAGCAGCUGCAGUUUUGAGAAGAAACCAGACCUCCAUGCUCUGCACAACAGCCUGAGCCCGGCCUACGGUGGUGCUGAGUUUGCCGAGCUGCCUGGCCAGGCUGUUCCCACGGACACCCACCACCCCACUCCUCACCACCAGCAGCCUGCUUACCCAGGCCCCAAGGAGUAUCUGCUUCCCAAGGUCCCCCAGAUCCACCCAGCAUCCAGGGACCCCUCUCCCUUUGCACAGAGCUCCAACUGCUACAACAGAUCCAUCAAACAAGAGCCAGUAGACCCACUGGCCCAGGCUGAAUCUAUAACGAGAGACCCUGGUAAGAUGGGCAAAACACCUUUGCCCGAGGCAUCUCAGAAUGGGGGACACAAUCAUCUAUGGGGACAGUACUCAGGUGGCCCAAGCAUGUCCCCCAAGAGGACUAACAGUGUGGGUGGCAGCUGGGGUGUGUUCCCUCCAGGGGAGAGCCCUGCCAUCGUCCCCGAUAAGAUCGGUUCUUUUGGAGCUGGCUGCCUGACUCCUUCCCCCUUCCCCGAUGGCCAGUGGGGGCUGUUCCCCGGUGAGGGGCAGCAGCCGGCUUCCCAGCCUGGAGGACGGCUUCGAAGCAAACCGUGGAGCCCCUGCAAGUUUGGGAACAGCACGUCAGCCUUGGCCGGGCCCAGCCUGGCUGAGAAGCCAUGGGGGGUGGGGGCGGGGGAUUUCAACUCUGCCCUGAAAGGUGGUCCUGGGUUCCAAGACAAGCUGUGGAGCCCCCUCAAAGGGGAGGAGGGACGGAUUUCAACCCCGGGGGCCAGCCAGCUGGACAAAGCCUGGCAGUCCUUUGGCAUACCCCUGGGCUCCAGUGAGAAGCUGUUCGGGGCCCUGAAGUCCGAGGAGAAGCUGUGGGAUCCCUUCAGCCUGGAGGAGGGGACAGCCGAGGAGCCCCCCAACAAGGGGCUGGUGAAGGAGGAAAAGGGUGGCGUGGAGGAGGAAGAGGAGGAGCUGUGGUCCGACAGUGAACACAACUUCCUAGACGAGAACAUCGGUGGCGUGGCUGUGGCCCCUGCCCACGGCUCCAUCCUCAUCGAGUGUGCCCGACGGGAGCUGCACGCCACCACCCCCCUCAAGAAGCCCAACCGCUGCCACCCCACCCGCAUCUCGCUGGUCUUCUACCAGCACAAGAACCUCAACCAGCCCAACCACGGGCUGGCCCUCUGGGAGGCCAAGAUGAAACAGCUGGCAGAGAGGGCGCGGCAGCGGCAGGAGGAGGCUGCCCGGCUGGGCCUGGGCCAGCAGGAGGCCAAGCUCUAUGGGAAGAAGCGCAAGUGGGGGGGUGCCGUGGUCACCGAGCCCCAGCAUAAGGAGAAGGGGCUUGUCCCUACCCGGCAGGCCCUGGCUGUGCCCACAGACUCAGCGGUCACCGUGUCCUCCUACGCCUACACGAAGGUCACUGGUCCCUACAGCCGCUGGAUCUAGGUGCCAGGGUGCCAGCGUACCUCAGCAUCGGGCCCGGCCCGAGCUGCCUCUGUGGUGCUUUUGCCCUCACACCUGGGGGCGGGUUGGGGGUGCAGAAGUCUUUUUAUCUAUAUAUACAUAUAUAGAUACGCAUAUAUAUGUAUUUAUGGUCCAAACCUCAGAACUGACCCGCCCCUCCCUUCCCCCACUUCCCCAGCACUUUGAAGAAGAAGCUACGGCUGUCGGGUGAUUUUUUUCGGGAAUUUAAUAUUUAUAUCUCCACAUUGGCUUUUUCCCCCCUUGUUAGGGGGGACUUUUAUUUUCUCUUGUUUUUAAAACUCUAUCCUUGUAUAUCACAAUAAUGGAAAGAAAGUUUAUAGUGUCCUUUCACAAAGGAGUAGUUUUAAAUUCCAUUUAAAAAUGUGUAUUUAUUGGAUUUUUUAAAAGCGACAAUAGUAAUGGUAAAGGAUGGUCAGGAUAGGCCGGAAGUGCUCAUUCCUGCCCAGUCUGGCUGGGCCCGGCGAGCCUGGCCCUCUUGGGAGCUGACGAGGUUCUCUCAGCCACCUGCCCCUCAUGAGCCAAGUGCAGAUUGUAGCUACCCAGUCCAUCCCUCUGGACAGAUAUGCCCUCCCUUCAGGGGAGGGAGCCCUCAGGACGGCUUCUGUCCUCUCCAGUAGGAUGGAAGAAUCUGUAGAAAAACAUCUGGGGUCCCUUUUCCAGGCACCGGCUUGGUGUUGUGGGGAGGGGGCAGGUGCACCCCAGGCCAGGCACCUGAGAGGCUGACGUAGAUUUCCCCAGAAACCAGGUUGGAAGUAGACAGCUUCAAGCUUGCUAGUCUCCACACUGAAUCCUCUCUGUCUGUUAUUUAUCAAGUCAUGUGAUGUCACGGUUUCCUAGGCAGCACCUUGUGAUGGAGCUGGAGUUGAGAGGCUCUUAGGAGCCUUUUUCCACCAAGUCAACAAGCCAAUGAGUAAUACUGGGCUGAAGGAAUUUGUCUUAUUGGCAGUUUUUUAAAAAUGCCCCAAAGUCCAUGCUGAUACUGAAAAAAGGGCUACUGUAUCUUUAAAAACAAGAAGCUGAACCCAAGCUGUGAAAAGCCAGCACUGCCUGUGUGUGCAGCGCUGUGCAGAGCCUGGUGCUGUAGUAUUGUGCUGGGAUUUCCUUGGCUUAAGGGCAGGGCUCAUCCUGCAGGAGCUCAGCACACCAGUGUAACAGCAGUUAACGCAUCUCUCCUUAUUCCUGGAUUUUCCCAUUGGAUAAUGGUGCAUGCCUCACCCCCGAACCCACCCCCUCCAUGCUAUCACUUGGGGGACAGACCUACACUUAACAAUUUUAAAAUGCAAGAGGCAAACGUUUUCAGCUGGUAGCUAUGAUUUUCCUCCCUAAUUGGUGCCAUUUCUCUAUUCGGUCAUUUUCUCCUUCCUCCCCUCUUCACCCACUUCAACACACGCGUUCAAAAAUUCUGGUGCAUUCGUUCAGUUCUUUGAAAUAAGAAUGUGGUGCUUAAUUUUCACAACAUUGUUGAGAGAGCUUGGGCCUGACAGGUGGAAGCAGCAUUCAUGGACAGCAAGUCACACUUCUUGGCGUGUUUGUUUUUCCUGUGGCGUUAGCAGCAAUGAUGUCAGUGUGGGUGCGUGGUGAGUGGGAGGCUUCAUCAGGACACACGGAGGGGGACGUGGCCACUCAGUGAAUGACCGCUGAGCCCUGAGAUAAACGUCAGAGAUUUAUGGAGCAGUUUUAUUCAGAUGUGGGUCUUCCUGAAACGAGUUUAACAAUCAGAUGACGAUGCUGAAGGCAAGUUCCUGAGCUUCCAGGUGCCUUGUGUAGGAGCUGAGAGCCGCCCGCCGGGUGUUUACUGCAGCGGCCCAGAAGCACUGGCAGAGGGUCGCUGUGAGAGUCCUGAGCAUGUGUGUGGUCUGGUUUUAACUGUAAAUAGGGAAAGAUUUUUUUAAGCACUUUUGCCUAGAUUUAAACAGCAACUUGAAAAAAAUAAAGUAUGUUUUAACAUGUAAUUGUGGGAGAAAUUGUAAAUAGUAGCUGAAUAUUUAACGUGCUUUGUCUAUCCUUCACUUUUACCAUAUUCUGUAAAGUUGCAUUUAUUUUACAGGACAAAAAUGAAAUAUUAUUGCUUUUGAAAUAAAUACCCAAGAGCUUAUCAGGAUUUAGAAUUAUUCAGAACUCAGAAUUAUAGGAAAACCUCUGACCUUCAGUGUGACAAGCUAAAGGAAGCAGAGCCUUUAAUGAGCAUGCUAAUUUUCUAGUUUUGAGGAGAAGUUGGGUCCUUUAAAUGCUAUUUUGCUUAUCGCAUCAGUACUUUUAUGCAGGUCUCAUUUGACUCCGUGCUUAGGUAGAUACGGGGGUGCCUUGAAAACUUCAUUUUAAAUGAUUUUAAGCAAGAGAUACAAUAUUUUACGAAACAUUUGGAGAAUGUGACCGUCUGUAUGGCGCGGGAAAGCCCCAGGUUGGCUGUUGGUUUGGAAGGUCCCGAGUGUAACCCAGGCGAUUCUGAUACUUGGCAUGUGUGAGUCUUCCUGAUGUAUGGUAGCUAUGCUCUUUCCCUCGUCGCCCUCUGGUAGCAAAGCCAUUAGAUGAAAAGAGAAUCCAAUACAAGCUCAAAGCAUGUGGUAUCUCCCCUCCCCCCCCGACCCCACGCUCAAACAGCCUUUGGUGCAUAAAUUUCUUUCUAGAUUAGCAAACAGGCUGCUGAGAGGUGAGUCAGAGGCAGUCUCCAUGGGUCCCCAGCCCCUCAGAAUGGUGUUCCAGAAAUGAGGUGGUGCUGUUGCCACGCUCAAGCCCAUGCUGAUUUGUACACACUACACGUAUAACCUACCUCAAAUCUCAGUCAUUAAAAUUAGCAUGCUUUAGACAUAUAUUUGAAAAGUAACUAUGCACAGCUCUUUAUUCCCCUCCUUGCUGCUGAAGGUUUCUUAAAGAGAAAAAAUCAAAUUUUUAUUUUUUACUGGCACUAUCAUUUUUUAAGUCCUAAAGAUGAUUAAGACAUUUUUAUCAUGAGAAGAAAAAUAAAGCCAUUGCAACUAAAGAACCUAACAGCAUGACCAAGUUUUAAGAGUAGUAUUAUAGCAACCGAAACAACUCGGAGUCUUCGAGUCAUCUCCCCAUGCGCCCAUCCGCAGACACCAUCCACAUGCAGCGCUGACGAUUGGUUCCUCUCGUUUUCUUUUGUUUCCACUGCCUUUUGCUUGCAAGGGAAGUGCUUGCAAAGUUCUGUGCUAAGAGAUUUUUAAAAUAAAAAGUGCUUCUUGGCAGGUUCUCACAAAAUAACUGGUGCUAGCUUAAGAAACCAUUAUCUAACCAUUGGAAAUCUUGACUAAAGGUGUUUCAUGGAUUUUUGAGGUGUUUUGUUUCCUUUGUCGUCCGGUCUGUUUUGGCAGGGCCUCAGUUUCCCUCUCACCGGCUCCGUGGGCACCGCUUUGCCUUCUCACCGAGAUGACACUGGCGUGCGUGCGUGAAAGGCGGUCAAACCCUGUCCCUCCAUGGUCCUUCCACCAGCCUCUUUUGGGUACCAUACUGUGCAGAGCAAGGGGUUUUCAGAGUGCUAGAGCAAGGAAAGGAGUAGCAGGGCUUCACCAUUUCGUACUUAGCCAUGGGAGGUGUGUGAGGAUGGACGCCUGACGGUGGGUCGCUGGUAACCUGACUUCACAGAGAGCCAUCCAGCCAGGCUUUGGGCCGGUUAGCCACCGCCAGGUCUCACACCCAGGCAAAGCUGGUGGGCAAUUAAAACAUCCCUGACGUGCCUCGACCAACCUCUUUCCUUUUGUUCCUGAAGUGUGUUUCAUGGACUAGGAAGCAUUUUCAUGAAUUGAAGCAGUCUAAAUCAAAUGGUGCUAUGGUGUUUUAAUGUGACUGUCCUUGAUCCUGUUCCUGCUGAGGUGCUAUUGAGGUUCUGAAACCACAACCAACCAAAAACAAGGUGGGCUCCAGUCUCUCUCGGCUUUUUCUCCCCUCCCUAUUUUGGUGCUGUCUCCUUAGACCCCUGUUUACCAUGCUGUCACCUGCUCUGAGCAGUAUUUCUGUUUUAUUGUUCCUGCCUUGGUGGCCAAACGCAGAAAGGCGAGCCACAGAGGCAGCUGGCUCCCUGAGUGCGAACGGGGGUGGGCUGCCCAGCUUGGCUGGUGCUCUAGUUUCCUAUCUGUCUUCUCAGGCCUAACGAGAAAGGAGGGGUGAAGGGCUUGCUUUUUUUUUUUUUUCUUUCUUUUUUCAAAGGAAGGGGAGUCAGGUUCUCCUGCCUUUUCUAACAUGGCAGGCAUUCUCAUAGCCAAGGGCACACGUUCUCUUGCAGCCCAGGGUGCCAAGUAGACCUCUCUGAGGGUCCCAAAGGUGCUCUGCACACCAAGGUGGACUACAGGAUCUGCCUCCUCACCCCACACUGGCCAGAGCCAUGGUGACGGUCUCCUUCCUUGGCUCCUCACAGCCUUUGCCCCAGUGUUGCUUCCACCCCUCAUUGGUAACCCCUCAUGUUCAAACUAAAGGAAGGAGCUUUCUUUGCUCCCUCAAUGCCACUGAGGCUGCUUUUUAGUUGGUGCUAUUCUAAAUUUCUUCUUGGGUCCACAAAAGUUGAUGUUUUAAGAACUCAACAGGAAGCUCCAUUUUGUGUCAUCCACUGUCACAAUAAUUUUUUUAAAUACCUCAAAAACAGGACAUCACGAUAACUUCAGUAAAGUAGAUUCUGUGAGGGUCUGAUACCUGCAGCUUGCCCAUUUGAUGAUGUAGUUGACCUUGAGGAAUCUGAGGUCACUUUAUUUUCCAUUCUUCAGCAAAUGGCAGACCAUCUUAAGGAAGGAGCAUGGUUGACUUUAUUUCAUUUUCUUCUUAAGUUUUGCUCUUCAAGAAAAUGUGAAUUUCCUGUGCCCAUCUCAUUGAGCUUUUGCAGUCAUUGUUGCUGUCAUUUGAAAUGACUCCCACAAAACCUAGUUUGAUUAGCCAGCGGCAUCUACAGUAGGACGUGGCUAAUUUCAACAUACCCUGGACCAAAAUGAACACUUCUUGAGGUGCGUACUCCCAGCAUAGGUUAUACAGUCCCACAUUCACACCUGCAAAGUUGUUUCCUGCGUGUGAGGCCGGCUUGGCACGCCCAGCCCCUCUUCCCGCAGAGCUGCCCGCUAGAGCAAAGCAAUAGGCUUCUCCCCUGAGCAGAGACUGCAGCACAGCAAUGCAAGUUCUAACGUUGCUUUUUGCCUAAGAAUCAGUGAGUGAUUUGGCCUACUUCCUCGCUUGCUUCUAUUCUGAUAUCAGGGAUGCUUUUUGUAGCGGUAUUAUUUGCUCUCUUUUCUCAUUUUGACUGCCCGUCAUUCAGGGAUAACUUGUCACUGUUCGCGUGGGGAUUUAAAAAAAUGCCAUUUGACUCAUUUGAACAUCUAAAUUUUCUUGGUUCCAAAAGUUUUUUUUUUCUUUUGAGGGGAAAAAGGAGGAGAAAAACAGGAGUGGUGUUGUUUCUUUUUCAUGUACUCCAAUUUAAAAAGAAACAAGGGCAGGCCAUAUUAUGGCAAAUAAUGCAUCAGAUUUAAUCUCAAACCCCUGUAGCUUUUUGAUGUGUUUUUUUUUCUUCUAUCUUUGAAUUCCUGUUUGGUUACUUGGCUUCCAAUGGAGGUGAACUUAACAACCAUACUUGAAUAUUCCGUCUUGACUUUGUAACUGUGGCUACUUGAAAUGAAGUUUAUCUGGGGUUGAUGGAUGAAUGGUAGAUUUUUGCAAUGUCUCAAGGCAAUAGGAUGUGUAUUAUUAAACUGUAGAUAUUCUUAGUACAGUAAAUUUAUGCUGAUAAUUUUAUUUUGUAUAAUUUUUACCUUUUUGUUAAUAUUUUUCUUCCCACUUUAUUGGUUUGCCUCCUGAGCUACGCCUCCUUACCCUCCCUUCUCCCCCAGUGUUUCAGUAAAUUUAAUUUAGGGUGCCUAGAAAUUGCAAGUAUGUAUCCUUUUUUUUGAUUUGUAUUUUAUUAUAAUUUACACAAACAACUGGGUUUGUGAACUGUAUUACUCCUGGUAUCUUUAAAAUAUUGUGGGUGUUUUAAUAAAUUUUAUAUUUAUUUUUUGCACUCAAA
This is a messenger RNA of Phyllostomus discolor (pale spear-nosed bat), 12371 nucleotides long. RefSeq names its product tet methylcytosine dioxygenase 3 (gene TET3). The record is from RefSeq and is a predicted model, not a curated record. NCBI's taxonomy places the organism in Eukaryota, Metazoa, Chordata, Mammalia, Chiroptera, Phyllostomidae. Gene Ontology annotation, molecular function: DNA 5-methylcytosine dioxygenase activity; zinc ion binding; DNA binding. The transcript has 11 exons. Gene Ontology annotation, biological process: positive regulation of transcription by RNA polymerase II; oxidative demethylation. Gene Ontology annotation, cellular component: nucleus. Bases 932 to 6334 code for a protein of 1800 amino acids.